Spathaspora passalidarum NRRL Y-27907 is the source of this 1778-nucleotide messenger RNA. It is a transcript of the gene UGA32, whose product is annotated as Uga32p. Lineage: Eukaryota; Fungi; Ascomycota; Pichiomycetes; Serinales; Debaryomycetaceae. The record is from RefSeq and is a predicted model, not a curated record. The transcript is spliced from 2 exons. Gene Ontology annotation, biological process: positive regulation of transcription by RNA polymerase II. The coding region runs from base 9 to 1721 and encodes 570 amino acids. Gene Ontology annotation, molecular function: transcription cis-regulatory region binding; zinc ion binding; DNA-binding transcription factor activity, RNA polymerase II-specific. Gene Ontology annotation, cellular component: nucleus.
GAACAUAAAUGUUUUAUAUUCUUGACUUGAAUAAUUUAGAAACAAUUGAAUCAACGACUAAUGACAAUGUUGUGAUUCCUCCUGUUUCGUUACUGAAAAAGGUGCAAGCUAAAGAUAUUGUUGUUGGACUGACCAUUCGAUCUAGAAAUGGUUGCUUACAAUGCCGAAAACGAAAGAAAAAAUGCGAUGAAAAAUAUCCUACAUGCGGAAGUUGCAAACACAGAAAAGUUGAAUGUCACUGGAGAAAUGGCACCCAAUUUCGAAUACUUAAGAAAGAACAUAAGAGGGAGGCAGGAAGCAAGAAAAUUGAAGCUGUAGAAAAACCAGACACAAAUUACUGUUUGGACAAGUUGUUGGAACAAUGUGAAACUGUAGUCACUCCAUUCCUGUUGCAUACUAGUGAGAUUGAUCCAAUAAUCACCGAAAUUCAAUCAAUUGACAACAUAAAAUCACCGAUAGACUUAGACAACAUAGAAUCACCCAACCUAGAUGAUUUCUUGAUUCAUAAUUUUAAUCUCAUACACCAGCCUUCACUUACGCCAUUAAUUCUAGAUAAUAAAGGGUCAAAUUUCUUGGAUGCAUUUAUACACAAAGUAGCCAAGGAUCUUUGUAUUGGUCCAGAAAGUUCCAACUAUUUUCUUAAAACAUUUUAUCAGUUGUCUUAUACGGAAGAUUCAAUUUCAUAUUUAUUAUGUGCAUGGGGCGGAUUAUUUAUUGAUGGGUAUACUGAUGACGUUAAACUGUAUAUGGGAAAGGCGUCAGAAUUAAUUGAGAAACAAUAUAAUCGUCAAGAUAACUUGUCAACUUAUGAUAUUUAUGUGUUGUUAAAUUAUUACUUGAUUAAUAUAGGUGUUCAUAUAUGUGCAGGGGAUGUCAGUAACUGGUAUAACUUAUUCAAAAAAGUUAUAAAAAUCAUUCAAGAUCACGGGGGAUUAAAUCAUAUUUGUAAAGUAUUCAAUUAUUCAAAUGAUAUUAAGUGGUUGAUUUCAGACAUUCAAUACCAUGAUAUUAUGUCGAGCAUAACAUUCACCCAGGGAACUAAGUUCCCUAUGGUUGAAUAUAAUGAAAUAUUUACCAAUGAAAAGAUUUUAGAAUUAGAUGAUUAUGGGUUAGAUCCAUUCCAAGGGUGUAUUCAACCAAUAUAUUUACUAUUAGGAGAUAUUAUAACUACUUCUGUUGAAUUUAAUGAGAAUUCACCUAGCGAUAGUACCGACGAAGAUUCAAGAUUGGCGCACUAUCAAUUAGUUAUUAACAAGUACGACGAACUUGAAAGGAGACUAGCCCAAUGCCAGCCAAAUAUCAAUCAAAUGAACGGAAUACCAGAUGAAGAAUUAGAAUUACAUCUUACAUUGUUUGAAACAUACCUGUUAACAUGUCAAUUGUGUAUGAAUUAUCAGAUUAGAAAAAUUCCACCGGUAUCUAUUGAAAUGCAAUCAUUGCUAUUAAACACUUUAAAACAUAUUGACAUCUUGAUAGAUACGAAGUUAAUGACAAGUUUGGCAUUUCCGUUAUUGAUUUGUGGUAUUACGUGUAGUUCUGAGAACGAUAGAUUAAAAAUGAUCCAACGGUUUCAAAAAGUAAGUCAAGAUUAUAAAGUCGCAAAUUUAAAGCGAAUGUUUAAUAUUGUUAAACAAGUUUGGGAAAGGAAUAUGGAUGGGAAAAUUUAUAUUGAUUGGAAUGAGAUUGUUCAAGAGAAUAACUGGCAUUUAUCUAUGUGUUAGCUAAAUAUGUUUAUAUAGUAAAUAGUUGACGUAUAACAAGAGCAUAUAAAAUGGUUG